AUGGCCGCUCCGCUCUACGUCACACAGUCUGGUCGACUAUGGCACGCUGGUCUCAUCCUCAUUUGCACCGUCGGUCUCCCCGCUAGAGGCAAGACUCAUAUCUCCAGAGCAUUGGAGAGAUACCUUCGAUGGUUAGGGGUCAAAACUCGUGUUUACAGCCUGGGAGAUUAUCGUCGUAAGGUACUAGGAGGAGCCAAUAGCUUGCCACCAGAUUACUUUACCGCCAGUCCAGAUGCUCCUCGUGCCCCGACGACUGAGGCAUUACGAAAACGAAUCAAAGGAGAGCUAGAAGAUCAGAUCUGGGACUUUUUGAGUAUUCAAGGUGGACAAGUGGUCAUUUACGAUGCCAACAAUGGGACGAGAGAAGCGAGAAAAGAAUGUUAUCAAAAGUUUGAGAGUCGAGGGGUUCAUGUGAUCUUCCUGGAAUCCCUUUGUAACAGGAACGAUAUCAUCGAGCGUAACAUCCGUUCCGUCAAGCUCUCUUCCCCAGAUUACCAAGGAUGGGACGCAGAUCGAGCCGUCGCAGACUAUUGGACUCGUAUACGUGAACAAGAAUCAUUCUACCAUACUGUUGAUGUGGACGAAGGACCAUAUAUCAAAAUUAUGAAUGUUGGAGAGCAUAUUGAAGUGAAUCGUAUUGAAGGAUACCUUCAAACUCGAUGUUGUUUCUUCCUUAUGAACAUACAUACCAAGCCCAGGAGUAUCUAUUUUGCUCGGUCGGGACAAUCAUUGAUCGAACACUCUUAUAAGGCCGAUUCAGAUCUGUCUCCAGCGGGAUGGGAAUACUCUCAGAGACUCAAAGCUGCAGUGAUGGCUCGACGUAAGGCGUACAGGGAGGAGGAGAGGUUAGCUGGGAGAGAUGUCGCGCAGGAGCAAAAUCCUCUAAUCAUGACUCACACAACAGGUAUGGACUUCCACCCGACGUCGAGCGCAUCACACAGCUGGCCAUUCACCAGAGGGAAGUACAAAGUGGUACAAAAACAAAUCAUGUGUGAAAUCAAUCCCGGCGUUUGGGAUGGAUUGUCAUCUGACGAAGCUAUGAAGUUGUAUCCUGACGAAUGGGAGAGACAUCUGACGGAUCCAUACGCUCAUCGAGCUCCACGAGCAGAGUCGUACCAUGAUCUCAGUGUCCGACUGGAACCUAUUAUCUUCGAAUUGGAACGAUGUCAAGAGGAUUUACUGAUCAUCGGUCAUGCUUCUGUCAUUCGUUGUUUGCUCGCUUAUCUAGUCGGUUUACCGCCCAACGAAGUUCCCGCUGUCGAAAUUGCUCGAGGUGAUUUGGUAGAAGUCACACCCGCUUCAUAUGGAGUAAUGACACGUGCUUUUCAUUUCUGGUCCGGAGAAGGUAGAGGGGAUUCUACUGGUCAAAACUUAUACGAAAACUUUGCAGAAUCAGCUUUGAUGCAAAUGCAACAAGACUCUGUUGUAUUCUCCGCCAAAGCUCAAGAUAUGAGACAAGAAGCUAAAGAUGAAGAAGCUUUGGAUAGAGAGACAGAAGUCGGUGAAAGGUUGAGAAGAAGAGUAGGGAGUGGAGGAGCUUUUAGAUUGGAUGGGGAUGGAACUAGGAGUGCACCAAUGUUAGAAGGUGUUUUAGAACAUGGGGAUGAAGAGGUUUUAGAGGUUGAUGAUGGGGAAGUUAGUAGAGGUAGACCAAUGAGUGUAUUUAGACUUGAUUCAAGUCGGAGUCGUUGA
This is a messenger RNA of Tremella mesenterica DSM 1558, 1692 nucleotides long. RefSeq lists its product as uncharacterized. Gene Ontology annotation, biological process: fructose 2,6-bisphosphate metabolic process; fructose metabolic process. The coding region runs from base 1 to 1692 and encodes 563 amino acids. The record is from RefSeq and is a predicted model, not a curated record. Gene Ontology annotation, cellular component: cytosol. NCBI's taxonomy places the organism in Eukaryota, Fungi, Basidiomycota, Tremellomycetes, Tremellales, Tremellaceae. Gene Ontology annotation, molecular function: 6-phosphofructo-2-kinase activity; fructose-2,6-bisphosphate 2-phosphatase activity; ATP binding. The transcript has 12 exons.